AUGGGCGAGCUACAGCAAACCAUCGUGCAUGUCCUGCAAGCUAUUGCACUUACAGCGCCGAGCCUUUACACAGGCCUCACAUUCACCUACAGCCAUGUUGUGAUUCCGCCGAUGACGAAUCAUGCGCCGCCGAAGCUUCUUGCAAAACAAUGGCUACAAGCCUAUCAGUUUGCACCCGCUGUCGUCGCACCUCUCAUCCUCCUCGGCGCCUCCAGUAACGCGCUGCUCGCUUAUUGUACCGCCGAUUCGACUUCGCCCGCAUCGUCUCUGUACACCGUAGCUGCUGUCGCAAUUGCCAGCAUCGUCCCCUACACGGCGUUGUACAUGGAGCCUGGGGUCAAUGGUGCUGGCAAGUGGAAGGCGCAAGAGCUGCUGCGGGGCGAGUUCGAGCUAAAGGGUGCCGGUCAGGGGACUGAUAAGGAUACAGCAAGAGCAAGUGCGAAGAGGUGGGCGGAGAGCGUAGACAUGAGAGCUAUCGCGGAGACCUGGGCAAGAACAAAUGCAUGGCGAUACGUGAUUACUGGUAUUGCGACUAUCGUCAGUGCAACUGCCAUGGUCAUCGGAUACUGA
Ascochyta rabiei is the source of this 570-nucleotide messenger RNA. RefSeq lists its product as uncharacterized. NCBI's taxonomy places the organism in Eukaryota, Fungi, Ascomycota, Dothideomycetes, Pleosporales, Didymellaceae. The coding region runs from base 1 to 570 and encodes 189 amino acids. The record is from RefSeq and is a predicted model, not a curated record. The transcript is spliced from 2 exons.